Molecule: messenger RNA, 2781 nt
Organism: Drosophila serrata
Lineage: Eukaryota; Metazoa; Arthropoda; Insecta; Diptera; Drosophilidae
Product: nose resistant to fluoxetine protein 6
Molecular function (GO): acyltransferase activity, transferring groups other than amino-acyl groups
Source: RefSeq, a predicted model, not a curated record
ACAGGAGGAGGAGCAUUUAAGUACCAGUAAGACGACGCGAGACCAGGCGAGGCGAGGCGAGGCGUGGCCAAGUGAGGUGAAUCGUGGUGCGGUGACCUUCGACGGACGGCGGCAGCAAAGCGGCAAUCAAACAAGCCAUUUGAGAUAGCCAAACAAAAACGCGGUCCAAAUACCGCGCACAAUACCAUCGUUCGUACCAGCAAAUAGAUUUAAACACCAAAUAUAAAUAAGCCAAGGUGACUAAGUACGGCAGCGGCAUGGAGAUCAGGCGCACCUCUCGAUCUCGGCCAUAUCUCUGGGCCGUAACGCUGCUGAUGCUGCUCGGCCUUUGGCUGGGCUCGGUUUUGGCCAAGGGCGCCACCAAUCAGACCUGGCAGCAGCAGCACCAGCAGCACUAUCAAAGUCAGUCCAAUGAAUCGCAAUUGCUGCCGGAGGAACCGGCACUUAUGGAAGUAGCCCCACCGAUGGUGAGCUCUCCCCAUGAAACCCAUUUAACGCGCACCUCGAUGAUCUUCGGGCUAACUAAAGUGGCCAAUGAGAGCCGUGUUAACCACAAGUGCCACGCGCAGCUAAGACAGGUGCAGCGCGGCAUACUCGCCAAGCAGCCGUGGGCCAUGAAGGUGCUGGACGCCUCGGGAACGAAACCCUCGGGAUUUGUUUAUGGCCAGAACUACUGGCUGGGAAGCCGGGAAGCUUGUCGCGGAGUCCAAAGACCUGUGGAAAUAACACUCUCGAAGAACUUCGAUCGGGUGAUGCACUAUGGGAUUAUCACCCAGCAGGCGCCCUUCGACAUGGACUAUCGAGUGAUCUACCUGAGACAUAGCUCCCCAUGGCAGGUGGAAAUAAAGCUCAUGUCCGAGCAGAUCAUUCACAUAGGACUAUGUCUGCCAAGUGCCUGCAAUUCGGAGGAGGUCAAGGGCCUGGCCCAGGACUAUGUGGCUGCGGACAUGUUCCCCGAAAACGAAAUCUACGACAUUCGACCGGAGGUGGUCUAUAUGAAGGAUCUGCAGCUGAAGGAUGUAUUCUUCGAGAGGGCCAGUUUCAGGCUGCUGGUUGCAUGUGUCCUGGCCACCGGAGCUCUGAUGCUCUGUGCCCAGCAACUAACGGCCGCCAAGAAACUCACACCUUCAUCUGAUGAGCCUGAUCCUGGUCUAGCUCCCGCUGAAUCCGAGCUAUGGAGGGGACUCCACUCCCUUCUCCAGCUGGAGAAGCUCCAGAAAUUCAUUCCCUGCUGGGAUGUGCCCGGUAAUUGGGCCAAGAUCUUUGCCGUGCGGGAGAACAGUCCCAGUGAGAUACCCCUGAUGAAUGGCCUGCGAAGUGUGUGCGCCAUUUGGAUCAUGGUAUUCCAUGUGGUGUGGUUCAUGUACUUCACUGUCCACAACAAAACGGUGCUGAUUUCAUAUGCGGAGCAGGCAUUCUUCCAGUACGUCUCAUCGGCUCCUCUGCUCGUGGAUGUCUUCUUCACCAUCAGUGGCUUCCUGCAAACAUACAACUUUCUGCGCAACUCUCAGCAGCUGGAGGCAGUGCGUCAAAAUGGCUUUGGUCAGAACCUGAAGCUCUUUGGCAAGCUUCUCUUCCACCGCUAUCUGCGCCUGGGUCCGCUGUAUCUAGUGGUUAUGGCCACCGUGGAUCUGGUGUAUGCCUACAUUGGGGAUGUCUCGGUUUACCACAUCAACGAGCGCUUCGAUGAGAUGUGCUCCCAACAUUGGUGGCGGAAUCUUCUGUUCAUCCAGAACCUCUUCGAUCACCGGGACAUGUGUGCCAACUGGAGCUGGUCCCUGGCCUGCGAGAUGCAGUUCUUCAUCCUGGCCAAUGCCUUUUUGUUUCUCUACGUGAGAUAUCCCAAGGUAGUCAAAGCCAUGGUGGUCUCGACCUUGGUGGCCACCAUCGCCUGGUCUUAUGGCAUAGGGUUGAGCAUCAAGUUCCAGUUGUCCUUUGACUCUGCCUUUGCCACCGGCACGGAGAUCUACACGUCGCCUUUUGUUAGGGUCCUGCCGUAUAUCCUGGGCGCUGUCACUGCCUGGCUUCUCCUUGAGAAAAGUCUCCAGUUGGAGCUGAGCGAGCUGAGGGAACGGCAGUGCUGGCACCUGGCCCUGGUGGUAUUCUUCGCCUGCAUUUACUCCACGGUGAAGCGGGAUCUGGGCCCGCUGAUGGCCAUCACGCUGUUUGUGAUGGGACGCCUUUUCUUCUCCCUGAGUGUCUGCUGGAUGGUGGCCGGGAGUUGCCAAGGACGCGGUGUCUGGUGGUCACGUCUGCUGGAGGCCAAGGGUUUCCAGCACGUCAGUCGGCUGUCCUACGCCAUUUAUCUGCUCAAUCCGCUGGUCAUCGCCCUCUUCUACAGCCUGACGAAUGCCAGCACGCACGCGGAUCCUUUUAUGCUGUGCGUAGUCACCUGCGGAUUUGCUGUCAUCGUUUACCUGGCCUCGAUCCUCUUCUCCCUGGCCUUUGAGCUACCCUUCAGCAAUCUAUCCAGUUUACUAAAUCGGCGCAGUAAACAGAAAAGUGCCUAAAAGACGCUAGCCCUAAGUUAGGACCUUAUGGUCAACGCACACGCCUCCAUCUGACAAUUGUGAUCGCUUCAUGUACAACUACUAUUCAUCAUAACCGUAUCACUAGGCUUAGUCUUGUCAUAGUCAAUAUGUUACACGUACUAUAUACAAUGUACUAUAUAUACCUUCUACAUCGGUGGCCACCGUACUUAAUAAGGUAAACCCCUCUAGCAGUAGAUACACUCUAAUAUACAUAUCUCACUAUAUAAAUAUGUACUAUAUAGCCCCCAUA